AUGAAGCCGGAGAGUCUCGUCGGGAAAUCGCCGACGAGUCCGAAGCUAACCACCGGCUGUGAAGUCAUCGACGGUUGUCUUCGCGGUGGAUUUCCCUGCGAUUCUUUGACGGAAAUCGUGGCGGAGAGCGGCUGCGGGAAGACACAACUCUGCCUUCAGCUCUCACUUUGUGCCCAACUUCCGAUUUCACACGGCGGACUCGACGGUUCUGCUCUUUAUCUCCAUUCCGAGUUUCCUUUUCCGUUUCGUCGUCUUCAUCAGCUCUCACGAUCGUUUCAUCUAUCUAACCCUAGUAUUUACGCGAACCACAAUGAUAAUCCUUGUGAUCAUGUGUUUGUACAAAAUGUCCAUUCUGUAGACCACCUGUUCGACAUAAUGCCUAGGAUAGAUAAUUUUGUCGGGAAAUCGAAAACUCGGUUUCCUUUGAAGCUGAUUGUACUUGAUUCUGUAGCGGCGUUGUUCAGAUCGGAGUUUGAUAACACACCGUCUGAUCUGAGGAAGAGAUCUUCUUUGUUUUUUAAGGUAUCUGGGAAAUUGAAGCAAUUGGCAAAUAAGUUUGAUUUGGCUGUGGUGGUUACGAAUCAGGUCACUGAUUUGGUUGAAUCUUCUUCUGAUGGGUUAAGUGGGUUAAGGAUUGGGAAUUUGAGGUAUUUGUAUUCUUCUGGGAGACGUGUUGUUCCUGCUUUAGGAUUGACUUGGGCUAAUUGUGUGAACUCUAGGGUUUUUAUAUCACGGAGUGAUGAUACUAUUUGUAAAGAGAGAAGCGAAAAAGAUGAGAGCGGUCAAAGAGCUCUGAGACGCCUUGACAUUGUUUUUUCACCUUAUUUACCUGGAGCUUCUUGUGAGUUUAUGAUCACACAAGAGGGGAUUUGUGGGGUUCAGUGA
This is a messenger RNA of Arabis nemorensis, 885 nucleotides long. Lineage: Eukaryota; Viridiplantae; Streptophyta; Magnoliopsida; Brassicales; Brassicaceae. The record is from the annotation of a GenBank genome assembly.